Candida tropicalis MYA-3404 is the source of this 771-nucleotide messenger RNA. It is a transcript of the gene RPS1, whose product is annotated as 40S ribosomal protein eS1. Gene Ontology annotation, cellular component: ribosome; cytosol. The record is from RefSeq and is a predicted model, not a curated record. Gene Ontology annotation, biological process: translation. The transcript has a single exon. NCBI's taxonomy places the organism in Eukaryota, Fungi, Ascomycota, Pichiomycetes, Serinales, Debaryomycetaceae. Gene Ontology annotation, molecular function: structural constituent of ribosome. Bases 1 to 771 code for a protein of 256 amino acids.
AUGGCUGUCGGUAAGAACAAGAGAUUGUCUAAAGGAAAGAAAGGUUUAAAAAAGAAGGUCGUUGACCCAUUCACCAGAAAAGACUGGUUUGACAUCAAAGCUCCAACCACCUUUGAAAACAGAAACGUUGGUAAAACUUUAAUCAACAGAUCUACCGGUUUGAAGAACGCCGCUGAUGGCUUAAAAGGUAGAGUCUUUGAAGUUUGUUUAGCUGACUUGCAAGGUUCUGAAGACCACUCUUACAGAAAAAUCAAAUUGAGAGUUGACGAAGUCCAAGGUAAAAACUUGUUGACCAACUUCCACGGUUUGGAUUUCACUUCCGACAAAUUAAGAUCUUUGGUCAGAAAAUGGCAAUCUUUGGUUGAAGCUAACGUUACUGUUAAGACUGCUGAUGACUACGUUUUGAGAGUUUUCGCUAUUGCUUUCACCAAGAGACAAGCUAACCAAAUUAAGAAAACCACUUACGCUCAAUCUUCUAAAUUGAGAGAAGUUAGAAAGAAGAUGAUUGAAAUUAUGCAAAGAGAAGUUUCCAACUGUACUUUGGCUCAAUUAACCUCCAAAUUGAUUCCAGAAGUCAUUGGCCGUGAAAUUGAAAAAUCCACUCAAACUAUCUUCCCAUUACAAAACGUCCACAUCAGAAAAGUUAAAUUGUUGAAACAACCAAAAUUCGACUUGGGUUCAUUAUUGGCUUUACACGGUGAAGGUUCCACUGAAGAAAAAGGUAAAAAAGUUUCUUCUGGUUUCAAGGAUGUCGUCUUAGAAUCUGUUUAA